CUCUCUCUCUCUCUCUCCACCAACACUUAAUAUUAUAUUUACUUCUUCACCUAUCAAAAACCAUAUAUAGACUAUUCCCUACUCAUCAAAUUGCCUGAAGAGCCUAGCUUCUUCCCUUAUCUUUUCCACAAACAUGGAUCUUCCAACACCCUCCAGCUCUCUACCCUUUCUCCCCAUUUUCAUCCUUUGUAUUUCCACCUUAUUCCUUCUCUCCCGCCUCAUCUCACAGCCACUCUCAUCCCGUCUCCGCCUUCUCGCAAGAGCCCAUUUCACAUGGGCUCCCAAUUCCCCCUUCGAUCUCUCCAAUUCCGAGCAUUUCGAUCGUUUCAUGAUGGCCAUUGUCAAAGAACUCAACGUCCGUCGAUACAAGAGCAACUCAGGUCCAAGUGAAGCAGUGGAAUGUGUGGUUUGCUUGUCUAUGAUCGAAGAAGGUGAAGAAAUCCGAGAAAUAAGCUGUGACCAUCUAUUUCAUAGAGUUUGCUUAGAUAGAUGGCUUGGAUAUCGUCAUGCAACAUGCCCGCUCUGCCGUGGAUCUCUAAUACCCAUGAGAUUUGCAGCUAAGUUAGGAGAAAUGGAAGAGACAGAAGAAGAGAUGCUGCUUCCCUUUUCCUUCCUAACCACUAGCAUACAUAGUACAUGGUGGUUAAGGUAACUAAUCGCCAUCGAUGUCGACAUCAACAUCAUUAUUUGUAGAAAUGAAGGGGUCAUUUAACAUCAUUAUCGUUGUACAUUUAUAUAAAUAAAUUGAGAUCCCCGUUCUUCA
Molecule: messenger RNA, 763 nt
Organism: Magnolia sinica
Lineage: Eukaryota; Viridiplantae; Streptophyta; Magnoliopsida; Magnoliales; Magnoliaceae
Product: E3 ubiquitin-protein ligase RHA2A-like
Exons: 1
Coding region: 134-652 (172 amino acids)
Source: RefSeq, a predicted model, not a curated record